This is a messenger RNA of Macrobrachium nipponense, 3621 nucleotides long. RefSeq lists its product as uncharacterized. The record is from RefSeq and is a predicted model, not a curated record. NCBI's taxonomy places the organism in Eukaryota, Metazoa, Arthropoda, Malacostraca, Decapoda, Palaemonidae. Gene Ontology annotation, cellular component: endoplasmic reticulum membrane. The coding region runs from base 1 to 1533 and encodes 510 amino acids. The transcript is spliced from 2 exons. Gene Ontology annotation, biological process: protein transport.
AUGGUGUCUGCACAUGUGUCGCCAGUUAAUGACAGAACUCCACCUUCAUUUGUUUGGAGAAAGAUUAGUAAAAUUGCAGGAAAGUUUACUCCAAGUCCACCUCCAGUAUUAAAAGUAAAUGGACAAAUUAUCACUAAUGAGGCAGGAGUAAUCUUGUGCUUGCUGACUGGCUUAGGCACAACCUGUGCCUAUGUUUCAUCUUCAUGGGCCACUGGAGAGACAGAGGUGAAAGUACCCAUUUCACCAAAAGGUCGUCCCAUAAAAAGUUUAGUUGGUUUUUGGGUAGGUUUAUGGCAUGCCAAAAUAACACAUAUUACUGAUAAUAAUCAUACUACCCACUAUGUGACCUGGGUUAGCCGUGCUGAAUUAGUGGGAAUACACAAGACGGCAUUGAAAGAAGGUUGGCCUCUGCCUUUGGUAAGUCUGACAGCAGAAAUAAGUGGUGAAGGUCUUGCAUGGCGUGGCGUGUUGGGUGAUGCUGUCAUGCAUGCAGGGUCCAUGACUUCAUAUAUAUUAAUAGCUGCUUUGUACUCUUGGGCUGUUUGGGUUGUGAUCUUAAUGAUAUGUCCAGAACUCAGCUGUUGGCCUCUCAUAAUAACUGGUACCCUCACUGCAAUAUCAUCUUUACACUAUCUUGGCUGUGCUGUUUAUUACUUUCCAGAAUAUGUUCUUGUUGAAGGAAGGAUGACAAAACUCAGGUUUGGUUGGGCUUGGUGGCUUAUGGGCUGCAUUAGUGUUAUUCUUGCAGUUGUUGGGGUAGUACUGACUAUAUAUGAUCACAUGUACCCUGGAAAAUUAGGUGCCAUGUUUAUAUUAGACUUUUACACCAAAUCAGAUGCUCUUUCAGGAGCCCCAGAGUUGCUUUAUGCAUAUGAUUCCGUAGCUGAAAAACACGCUCACAUAUAUCCUCUGUCAGUGAAUAAUUUUUUGUAUGAUAAUAAAAAGAUGAGUAAUAAAAAUCUUCUUGGGAAGAACUGUGAAAACAGAACCUUAGACAGUGACACAGGGAACGGGAAUACUCUUUCUGAUGCAUACAAUGCCAAUAACAAUGAGAUAGCAGGAAAAGAAACACAAGACCUGAUACAGUAUGUCAAUGAAACUGAAAACGAAAAUGGAAUUCAAAUUGGAAAUGAGAAUGACGCAAAAACUUCCUGUGAGGUUAAUGGAAAGAAUGAAGCCAUGAUGUCACCUAUAACUGUCAUCAACUCCUCUGACUAUGUCACUAGAGAAGCAGAGCACAUGGCAACUUUGCGGAAGCGGACACCACCUGAAAAAUCUCACUCUGAUAAUGCAUCUAAACCACAGAAUGAUGAAUACAAUUAUACCACUAUCCUCGAGGGGAACACCAUAACCCGUAAAUUUUCCGCCCCAAUAAUGGUUCCACAAGCCAGUCCAGGGUCAAAUGGCAGAACCUUCAGGAAGUCUUUCUCCAAAGUCCACUCAAAAUUCAAGCCUAAUUUUUCCCCAAGAAAACCUUCCAAAGUUAAUCUUAUUUCAGCAUCUAAAUUAGACAAGUCAGAGUUGAACAAUUGACACAUCAUGAAUGUACAUAUUUAGUGGGAGAGAGUUAUUCAGCAUCUAUUUUUAUAUGUACUUAGCACAUAAUUGAUCACUUGGGAGAAUGAAAUAAUGAUUUUUUUGUUUGUAUUGAUGGUUUACAUCAUCAGUAUGUAAUUGAGCUUACAGAUAAUAAUUUACAACAACUGGUUGAAGUGUGAGAAGUUUCUUGCAAUUUUGUAUAUUUUAGCAGCUACCAAUACUAUUGCAUCAUGAUAUGGUCAGGCCUAAUUUUUUACAUUUAUUUCUCUCAUUGGUGAUUGUUUGAUGAUGGUUGCAGUGUUUUAAAUAGUUCAGAUAUUGCUACGUUGUUGGGAUGAACCAAUCGGUGUGUGUACUGCAAGAUUAUUUUAAUUAUAGAUUAUUGUGUAUACCAUUUAAAAGUUAUUUCAGACAGAUUUUGUGGUAAAGAAGUUUCAUCGUUAUUUAAAAUAGAAUAAUUUUACAGUAUUGAUAAUUUUGUUGUUUAGUUCAUUCAGGUCAGUCAAAAUAUUUGGAUGUCUACCUUUAAUAAAAACAUAUAAAAUUAUAUGCCAAAACACAUCUAAAAUAAACAUUCAAGUAUACAUUUCAUAAAUUUUCAUCAUGUAUUAAUUUGUUCAUAUCUUGUGGAGACAUGCAUGUAAGUUGCUCUCCCUUUUGUCUUUCUUUCCUCAUAUCAAAGCCAUUUCAGAUAAGUUUUUCCUUUGGAAUUUGGUACAGUGAGAGAUUGUUCAGCUUUAUUGGUGGAUAGAUAGGCUGCCAAGCAACAAUGGCAUCACCCAAAUGACUACUACUGUACUACCAGAGGUAUAGAAUACAUAAAAAAUUAAAUAAAAAUUUUCAAAAAAAAAAAUAAAUCAUUGCCUUCAGUAGCCUAACAGUUCCAUUCCUUUAAAACAUUAAAAUUUCUGGUAUGAAGUUGUUGACAGGUUAAUCACUACCAAAACUAUGAGCAUUCUGUUUUCCUUAAUUAGGCACUAUUAGGCAGGUACUAGUUGAAACCUAGAAGUUGAAAAAUUGUGGGUAGUUUGUAAGACUUGGAAAUAAGCUAGGAUAGCAUUUGGGAAAAAAAGACUUGAGAUAUUGUUUUCAUUGACUCUUAAGGUCUUUAAAGAUCUUGGAUAGGGCAACCCCAUAACUAUUGACGGCCUAUUUUAGAUUGGUUAAAAAAAAAGUAAGAUUUUCCAAGCCUUUUUUAACGCAAACCAAUGACUUGAAUUGUCCACUUUGUUGGUCAUAAAAUGCUCUGAGAGAAAAGUUCACUAAAUAAAAAAAAUGGGUGUAAAUUAGUCUAUUUGCAUGCACAGAUCAUUGGAUCCUGAUAACAGUCCAAUUCAUUGUUCAUGUCUUAAAGUUUAGGUCAUGGAAACAUUAUGUAUUGAAAAUCUUUUAGUGGCUUUGUAUGAAAAAAAUAAAGACGGCUUCACCCAAUUAUAGCAAAAUAUGUAGAGCAUGUAAGGGAGUCUGCCCACCAUGAAUUAUGGCAAUGGCUUUGCCUGACUUUGUAAUUAACCUGAGUGCAUGAUAAUAUCCAUUUUUUAUAACAAUUUUAAGUUUAAAGAUAUUUUACAGCAGUAGUUAUUAACACCUUUGCCUUUUAUAGAAAAUUCUGUUCUCUCUUUUCCUUCCAUAUGCUAUUGAUAGUGUAUAUUACAAGAAAUAUGUCUCAUAGACACCAGAUUUCCAAUCUGUAAUAUUAAAUUAAACAUGACUCAACAAUGGUAUAAGUGUAAAAGACGUGCAUGUAACUAACUGUAUGACCUGGAAUAGAAAACUUAUUUCUCACUGAUGGGGAUUCUUAUAAUAAUAACUGUGAUGUUUAGAACUGAAUAUUUGAUCCUUAGCCUGUUUAACCCUUAAAGGCCGAAGCGGUAAAAAAAAAAAUGUCUCCCGUGUGCUGGAGGUGUUUCAGAGUGAGCGCUGAAGCGGAAAAAAUAUUUUUUCAAAAAAUCACAGCGCGCUUAGUUUUCAAGAUUAAGAGUUCAUUUUUGGCUCCUUUUUUUGUCAUUGCCUGAAGUUUAGUAUGCAACCAUCAGAAAUGAAAAAAAUUAUCAUUAUCAUAUAUAAAUAAUGCGAUAUAUG